AUGGCGUUUUAUGUGAAAGGAGACUCUGUGACGUUGAUUGUGGACUGCGGGACCCCCAGUACUCAACCCCUGCCGCGACGGUCGGCGGACUUGGAGAACCCCCCAGCCAUCAGCAAUUCUGGAAUCAUUCUCAUCGGUCAACAAUUGAUGGAUGUCAGAUACUUCUCCGGUGCCUUGCAGCAGGUGUACAUUGUGCCGACUCCACAGGCAGCUUAUGAGAUGUGCUCAGUGUAUUCCCCGGACUGUGAUAAGCCUCUGGUGUACCUCGCAGCUGAUUUCCUGUCUUCCUCCGCUGGAAUGCAGGAGAAACUUCUGGCGCCCGAGCUCCUGGUGCCGCCACCGCCGCCGCCGUCCAGCAGCGCGCCCAGACUGAAUGGAUCCGAGGAUUCAUCAGUUGAUGGCUUGGAAUCAGCAGCUGACGGGGUUAAUCGGAGCACAGAGUACAACUAUUACGGGCUCAUGGGACCCCCGGGACCCAGGGGCUACCCUGGCGCCCCUGGUGACCCUGGGCUGCCUGGCCCCAAAGGGGACCCCGGCAGGGACGGGGUUGCUGGCACCUCGGGCAUUGCUGGCCCACCUGGCCACGUUUUCAUGAUCCCAGCAAACAAUUUUGUCGGAACAAUUAUUGCUUCAUUCUUGCAGAUGGCCAUGAGGGGCCCAGUGGGCCCCAUGGGACUCACGGGCCUUCCGGGAGAUGUUGGGCCGCCGGGCGUCGAGGGCCAGAAAGGAGAAACCGGCGAAAUGGGCGAACAGGUUGACUGGUUUUUUGAAGUGAUUGAAAUAGGGGCCCAGAGGUUUGAGAGGAGUCAUGGGGAUGCCAGGAAGGGAGGGGCGAAGAGGAAAACCAGGCAGAGAUGGCCUUUCUCCGUCGUCACCGGGGGGACGAACAACAACAACAACAACGAGGAAAAUAAAUCUGCGGCAUUGGAUGAUAGAAUCCCGCUGGAGGUGGAAGACAGUGUGGUACAACGUCACGUGUGCACUCCUCUCGCCAAGUAA
This is a messenger RNA of Notodromas monacha, 999 nucleotides long. Lineage: Eukaryota; Metazoa; Arthropoda; Ostracoda; Podocopida; Cyprididae. The record is from the annotation of a GenBank genome assembly.